Molecule: messenger RNA, 1337 nt
Organism: Triticum aestivum (bread wheat)
Lineage: Eukaryota; Viridiplantae; Streptophyta; Magnoliopsida; Poales; Poaceae
Product: gamma carbonic anhydrase 1, mitochondrial
Exons: 5
Coding region: 213-1001 (262 amino acids)
Source: RefSeq, a predicted model, not a curated record
AGCGGUCAAUUCCGUGAGCGGCCGAAGAAGCGCCAGUGCCCUCCACAGGCCCAGUCCCCACUGUCUCCCUCCUGACCCCCUCAGCUCAGCUCCCCUCUCUCCUCGAGAUCUCCCCACGGGCCAAGGCCAGGAGCCAACAAACGCAAGGCCACCGCCGCCUCUGCGCCUCCGCAGUCGCCGUUCUGCGCCCUUGCCCGCCACCGCCCGGAGAGAUGGCGAAGGCGUUUUACGCGGUGGGUUUCUGGAUCCGGGAGACCGGUCAGGCCCUCGACCGCCUCGGCUGUCGCCUCCAGGGGAACUACUUCUUCCACGAGCAGAUUUCAAGGCAUCGCACACUUAUGAACAUCUUUGACAAAGCCCCUCAUGUUCACAAAGAGGCAUUUGUCGCUCCAAGUGCAUCCCUUAUUGGCGAUGUUGAAGUUGGGCAAGGGUCUUCAAUUUGGUACGGAUGCAUCUUAAGAGGUGAUGCAAAUAACGUUCAAGUUGGAUCUGGGACCAAUAUACAGGACAAUUCUGUUGUGCAUGUGGCAAAAUCUAAUCUAAGUGGAAAAGUCUUUCCAACUAUCAUUGGAGACAAUGUCACAGUAGGGCAUAGUGCUGUAUUACAAGGAUGCACUGUUGAGGAUGAAGCUUUUGUUGGUAUGGGGGCUACCCUGUUAGAUGGUGUUGUUGUGGAAAAGCAUGGGAUGGUCGCUGCUGGAGCCCUUGUAAGACAGAACACGAGGAUCCCUUGUGGAGAGGUAUGGGGUGGAAACCCUGCAAAAUUUCUGAGGAAGCUCACAGACGAGGAGAUCGCUUUUAUUGCGGAAUCAGCUGCCAACUAUUCCAACUUAGCCAAGGCACAUGCUGUUGAGAAUGCUAAACCCUUGGAAAAGAUUGAUUUUGAGAAAGUGCUGCGCAAGAAAUUUGCUCACCAGGACAAUGAACACGAUUCCAUGCUUAGUGUCACUCGAGAGGUCCCUCCAGAGCUGGCGCCCCCCAGUCCUACUCCUGCCCAAUAAGCUUUUCUUAUCACCACCUUCAGUUUGGAUUCUUAUAUCUCUAUCUGUCCAGUGAGUUUGGCAGUUUACUUUUACUUAAGUAAUUUUGGGUCGAGCAAUGUUCUAAAGCUGACCAUGUACUUCAAUUUCUGUAUUCCAUAUGUUCAAGAUCCAUGGAACAAAUAGAUCCAUUUCGCACAAAUUUACCAGUAGCAUGCGCUGCGUGCAUAGUUUACUCUGGCUGAAAUUGCGAGAUGCACUGGAGGCAGCACAUGAACUGUUGGCCUGUAGUUAAAUGCUUAAUUGAAUAAAUAUUUUGAUAACAAAAAGUACUGAAGGACAAAUUUUAUUGAUGAA